This is a messenger RNA of Ilyonectria robusta, 956 nucleotides long. Its product is annotated as thymidylate kinase-domain-containing protein. The record is from RefSeq and is a predicted model, not a curated record. Bases 95 to 904 code for a protein of 269 amino acids. The transcript has 3 exons. Gene Ontology annotation, biological process: dTDP biosynthetic process; dTTP biosynthetic process; dUDP biosynthetic process. Lineage: Eukaryota; Fungi; Ascomycota; Sordariomycetes; Hypocreales; Nectriaceae. Gene Ontology annotation, molecular function: dTMP kinase activity; ATP binding. Gene Ontology annotation, cellular component: cytosol; cytoplasm; nucleus.
CAACUGACCGAUUCGGCCGCAGAAAGUAAAGCCGACAAGGGGAAAGAGACAAUUCACGGAGAAAAGAAAGUCCCCUGCUGCAUACACCGCAGGGAUGGCAUCCAUCAACGACCUCGCCACGGCCGCCAUUGCGAGCUCGUCGGCGGCCGCCACUUCGGCUGCCGAGGGCGGCGCUGGAGAGGCUGCGACGACCCGGGGCACUUUUGUCGUCCUUGAGGGGUUGGAUCGCAGCGGAAAGACGACGCAGGUCAAGUUGCUGGAGCAGCGCUUCGUCGAGGAGGGGAGGCCUGUCAAGGUUAUGAGGUUCCCGGACCGUUCAACCCCAAUUGGGCAGAUGAUCGAUGCCUACCUCAAGAGCGACGUUGAGAUGGAUGACCAUGUCAUUCAUCUUCUCUUCAGCGCCAACCGCUGGGAAGCUGUCACCCAAAUCCAGACCCUUCUAGCCUCCGGCACCACCAUUCUGUGUGACCGUUACUACCACUCCGGCAUCGUCUACUCGGCUGCCAAGCAGAACCCUUCCCUGAGCCUCUCCUGGGCGCGGGCACCGGAGCGUGGCCUACCCCGCCCGGACCUGGUGCUGUUCCUGGACCUAGACGAGUCGCAGGCCAAGGCCCGCGGCGGCUGGGGCGGCGAGCUGUACGAGAAGGCCGAGAUCCAGAAGCGCGUGCGCGAGCUGUUCUGGGGCCUGAGCAUGGGCGGCAAGGACAUGCAGGCGGAGGGCUUGGUGGAGGGCGCGGGCGGCUUGGAGGGCGCGCAGUGGAAGCAGGAGGAGGAAGACUUGGUGGUUGUGGAUGCGGGCGGUAGUGUGGAGGAGGUCGCCGAGGCCAUCUGGGGCAAGGUCAAGGGACGGGUUGAGCUGGUUGAGAAGGGUGAGGUGGGCAAGAGUGUGAGGACGGUGCGGUGAUGCUUGGAGGUGUUGAAGCCGUAAGGGGAUGACAUGGGAUCGACUGAGGAGU